AUGGCCGACAACAAGGUCUACCGGGCCAGCACCACUGCUCCCGUCAACAUCGCCGUCGUCAAGUACUGGGGAAAGCGUGACCCCAAGCUCAAUCUCCCGACCAACUCGUCCCUCUCCGUCACCCUCUCGCAGGCCGACCUGCGCACCCUGACCACCGCCUCCUGCAGCCCCUCCGACCAAUCCGGCCCCGAUUCCCUCCUCCUCAACGGCGAGCCCUCCGACAUCUCGGGCGCCCGAACCCAGGCAUGCUUCCGUGAGCUCAGGGCCCGCCGCAAGGCCCUCGAAGAUGCCGACUCCUCGCUGCCCAAGCUCAGCCCGCUGCCCCUGAAGCUUGUCAGCGAGAACAACUUCCCCACCGCUGCCGGCCUGGCCUCGUCGGCCGCUGGCUUCGCUGCCCUCGUCAGGGCCGUUGCCAACCUGUACGAGCUGCCCGAGAGCCCGUCCGAGCUGUCCCUGAUUGCGCGCCAGGGCUCCGGGUCCGCCUGCCGCUCCCUGUUCGGCGGCUAUGUCGCGUGGCGCAUGGGGUCCAAGGAGGACGGCACCGACUCCAGGGCCGACCUGGUCGCCGAGGCGUCGCACUGGCCCGACAUGCGCGCCCUGAUCCUGGUCGUGUCCGCGGCCAAGAAGGGAGUCAGCUCCAGCUCCGGCAUGCAGCAGACGGUCGCCACCUCCGGGCUCUUCGCCCAGCGCAUCGCCACGGUCGUGCCCAAGAACAUGGAUCUCAUGGAGAAGGCCAUCAAGGACAGGGACUUUGAGCUGUUUGGCGAGGUGACGAUGCGCGACAGCAACUCGUUCCACGCGAGCUGCGCCGACACGUACCCGCCCAUCUUCUACAUGAACGACGUGUCCCGUGCCGCUGUCAGGGCGGUCGAGAAGAUCAACGAGGCCGCCGGGCGCACCGUGGCAGCCUACACAUUCGACGCGGGUCCCAACUGCGUCGUCUACUACCUGGAGAAGGACGAAGCUGCCGUCGUCAGCACCUUCCACGGGCUGCUGCCAGAGGUCGGCGGCUGGAAGGAGGGCGCUGCCGGGCUGAAGACUGCGGGGGUGGCCCUCGAGGAGCCUGUAGCCGCUGCAAUCAAGACGGGCGUGUCCAGGGUUAUCAUGACUGGCGUUGGCGAAGGACCCAUCAAGACGGACGAGCACCUGGUUUCGGAGACCGGUGAGCCUGUCAAGCGAUAG
This is a messenger RNA of Diaporthe amygdali, 1182 nucleotides long. Its product is annotated as diphosphomevalonate decarboxylase. NCBI's taxonomy places the organism in Eukaryota, Fungi, Ascomycota, Sordariomycetes, Diaporthales, Diaporthaceae. Gene Ontology annotation, cellular component: cytosol. The transcript is spliced from 2 exons. Gene Ontology annotation, molecular function: diphosphomevalonate decarboxylase activity; ATP binding. The record is from RefSeq and is a predicted model, not a curated record. Gene Ontology annotation, biological process: isoprenoid biosynthetic process; isopentenyl diphosphate biosynthetic process, mevalonate pathway. Bases 1 to 1182 code for a protein of 393 amino acids.